Molecule: messenger RNA, 2495 nt
Organism: Paramuricea clavata
Lineage: Eukaryota; Metazoa; Cnidaria; Anthozoa; Malacalcyonacea; Plexauridae
Source: the annotation of a GenBank genome assembly
AUGGAUACCGAAGGUCAAGAUAUCAAUGCUGAAAACGCAUCAUCAUCAACAACGUCAAACGCUACAAACGCGACAACAACAUCGCAAGUUCCACGCAGUGGUUUACCGCCGUUUCCUCCCUUUAAUCCACACCAAGAUACAGCAACAGUGGGUCAACGAUGGACUAAAUGGGUUCGUCGUUUCGAAAACUUGCUUAUAAGUCUUCGUGAGUUUGAUUCAACCGUUAGGAGAGGUUUAUUGUUAACCUAUGUAGGCGAGUCAGCCAACGACAUUUUCGAUAUUCUCCCCGACACUGGCACAACUUAUCAAGAAGCGAUCGAUUGUUUCACCCAACACUUCGUGUCACAAGGAAAUACAGACAUGGCUAUAUUCGAUUUUCGAGAGCUAAAGCAAGGAUCCAACGAAACGCUCAACGAAUACUACCGUCGACUGAAGACAAAAGCAGUACAAUGUAAUUUUCACAGCGAGGAAGCCGAGAUUAAAACCCAAAUUAUUCACAAAACCCGCGAUUCCCGGUUAAGAAAGAAAGCGCUUCGUGAGACGAUGACUCUCAAACAAAUUCUCCACUACGGGAAUACCUUAGAACGUACAGAUGAACAGUCUAAACGCCUCGAUAACGCCAGCAAAUUCCAAAGCGAAAGUAACGAAACGGUAAAUUAUAAUUACAACGAAAAGAAUUCAAAACAACAUCGAAAAUUUCCAACUUCCGGUGGAUCAAAUUCCAGAUACAGGACGCCCAAGAAGCCUGAUUCGCGUUUUCAAGGAAAUAAAUAGCAGAAAGAAGCUCCAGAUAGCGGUCGAAAGUCCCAAACCUGUCAUAACUGUGGAGGUAAAUUCUCGCACAAAGACGGAAUAGAGUCCUGCCCAGCUAGAGGUAAACCUUGCCACCAACUGCAAGAAAAUCGGUCAUUUUGCAAAAUAUUGCAGAUCUCAAUCUAAGGACAGUGGAAAUGUCAGACAUGUCAACCAAGAGAAAAGUUGUGAUUAUCUUCAAGACUCGGACGAUGAAUUUCUUUUUACUGUCAACACAAGCUCGGGUAAACAUCCAGAAACGCAAGUACAGAUUGGACACACUAAAGUAAACAUUCUGAUUGAUUCCGGAAAGACGACAACCGUGUCAAAGACGACAACCGUGUCAAGUUACAAAAGACCAAUGCCCGAAUCUUUGCUUAUGGAACACCAACACCACUCGAGUUAGCCGAAGAAUUUCAAGCUACCAUCACCUCAGCAUCAGGUACAUUCAAAACUGAUAAGUUUUAUGUAGCACAAAAGAAAUCUAAGUGUAUUCUUGUAUAUGAAUCAUCUUCCUCAUUGGGACUUAUCAUCCUCAACAUCAACAUCCUCAACCCGGUUCAACAAGAUCAUGAUGUACGUCGCAUUAUCAACAAACAUCCAAAGCUAUUUGAAGGAACGGGAAACCUCAAGGGACGUGAAGUGAAGCUCGAAAUUGACCCAACAAUAACCCCGGUCGCACAAACAAAUCGGAAAAUUCCACACAGCAUGAAAACCAAAGUAAACAAAAAGCUGUAGGAGAUGAGAGAAGAAGGGAUAAUCGAGAAAGUUGAGGGAGCAACGCCUUGGUUAUCACCGUUGAUAGCCAUCCCAAAGAAGAGUGGGGACCUUCGACUAGUGUUAGACAUGCGUAUACCUAACACAGCACUUGUAAGCUCCUCACAAUCCUGCUCCUCACAAUCCUGAGAACCAAUGGCAUCACACUGAAACUACCAAAGUGUUCGUUCGCAGUACCGCAGAUAAACGUGUUUGGUCAUAUCGUGUCCGAGAAAGGGAUCAGACCAGAUAGCACCAAAGUCGAAGCCAUAACAAAUACUCCACAUCCUACCACAGCAUCGGAAGUCAGAUCCUUCCUAGGCCUCACCAAUUAUUGUUCGAGAUAUAUACCCGACUACAGCAGCCUAACCUUCCCACUUCGACAGCUUACAAAGAAGAAUGUCACGUUUCACUGGGAUCACAGUCACGAGAAAGCAUUCCAGUCACUGAAGAAUGCCAUCACCACUUCACAGGUAUUAGCUCAUUAUAAUCUUACUGCGGAAACUAAAGUCGUAGUAGAUGCAUCGCCAUGGGCACUGGGUGCCGUACUUCUCCAGAAACAAGCCGACGACAAUUAUCGUCCAAUCGCGUAUGGUAGCAGAUCGCUAACAGAUGUCGAACAGAAGUAUGGUCACAUAGAGAAAGAAGGAUUAGCAAUCGUAUUCGGAUGUGAACACUUUCACAUGUACCUAUAUGGACGUAGUUUUGAAUUGGAGACAGACCACCGACCUUUAGAGCAUAUCUACAAGGCAAAGCUUCAAAGCAAACCAACAUCAGCUAGACUCGAAAGAUGGAGACUUCGACUCCAAGAGUACGACUUCCACGUUAUCUACCGACCUGGCCCAUCCAAUCUGGCCAUCCUUUGUCCCGACUCCCGAAAGAUGGAAACGAUGGAAACAAGAGGAGUAACAUGGAGGCUCGCGCUGACCGAUAUGUUCAUUACAUGA